AUGCCUUUCAAGUGGGAUCCUGCAGCUGAACGGAAUCUCCUCCUGUUUGCUAUCGGCGAGAUGGCGGGACCUCCAUCCACUAUCUGGCCUGCCGUUGCUGAGAAGAUUGGAGGCGGGCUUAACGCAAAUGCUUGCAGUCAAAAAUUCUACAAGCUAAAGAAGGAGGCGGACAAGCUUCUUACCGACAAUGAUACACCGGCACCGGAUACCCCUGCAAAGUCAACCAAGAGCAGCAACAAGAAAGCCACAGGCUCUGAAAGCAAGCGAAAGAGGAACGCAGCACAGGACGAAGAGACCCCAACAAAGAGAUCGAAGAAAACUGCGGUUCAACGAAUUGAGGUGAAGGAAGAAAGUGAGGCAAAGUUCAAAACCGAGGCCUCCGACCAAGGAGAUGAGUCUGGCCGCCCUGGCGAGUGA
Molecule: messenger RNA, 417 nt
Organism: Capronia coronata CBS 617.96
Lineage: Eukaryota; Fungi; Ascomycota; Eurotiomycetes; Chaetothyriales; Herpotrichiellaceae
Exons: 2
Coding region: 1-417 (138 amino acids)
Source: RefSeq, a predicted model, not a curated record